AUGUCCGCUGCCCAAGCUCCUCCGCCGUACAAAUAUCAGGCUGUUUCGACGAGCGAUGAACAUGAAAUCCGCGGUGAAGUGGAUCCCGAUGAUUUUAAGAUCGGAGUCACUGUCGAACAGAGUGCGCCUGAAAUCCGUGCUAUGUUCGUGCGCAAGGUGUACACAGUGCUGUUUUGCCAAAUCCUUGGAUCGUGCAUUGUGGCUGGCGGUAUGAAUGCUUUUCAUGCGAUUGAAUGGAUUCAAUCGAAUGUCUGGUUCAUGAUCCUUACGAUUGUUGGAUCCUUUGUGUCCAUGGGCUUCUUAUUUUGGAAGCGCCACGAACAUCCAACCAACUUGUUCCUUCUGGGUCUUUUCACUGCGGUCGAGUCCAUCAUGCUUGGAAUAGUCAUGUCUGCUUUAAAUGAAAGCGUGAUCCUAAAGGCGUUUAUUUUGACGACGUUCAUAUUCCUAGGCCUUACUUUGUUCACGUUGCAAAGCUCAUAUGAUUUUUCCUCGUUGACGACUUGGUUGUACUGGGGUCUUCUCCUUUUGGUUGGCACAGGGCUUGUUCAAAUGUUCUUUCCGUAUAACCAUGCAUUUGAGAUGGGCUAUUCGCUCGCCGGUUGUGCUGUGUUUAGUGGAUAUGUCAUGUAUGACACAUGGCUCCUGCAACGGCGCCUUUCACCAGACGACUGGGUCCUCGCGAACGUCUCUCUCUACCUGGAUGUUGUCAAUGUGUUCAUUUCGGUCUCCCGUCUCCUCAAUGGGUCAACACAAGAAUAA
Malassezia restricta is the source of this 762-nucleotide messenger RNA. RefSeq lists its product as uncharacterized. The transcript has a single exon. Gene Ontology annotation, cellular component: membrane. Lineage: Eukaryota; Fungi; Basidiomycota; Malasseziomycetes; Malasseziales; Malasseziaceae. The record is from RefSeq and is a predicted model, not a curated record. The coding region runs from base 1 to 762 and encodes 253 amino acids.